This is a messenger RNA of Mesocestoides corti, 2211 nucleotides long. The record is from the annotation of a GenBank genome assembly. Lineage: Eukaryota; Metazoa; Platyhelminthes; Cestoda; Cyclophyllidea; Mesocestoididae.
AUGGUUACCCUAGUCUGCGUGGUUGCCGUCAGUGGAAACUGCCAAUUUCCAGACUUUCUUCUUUUUCCUACAACAAACACCUGGUGGUCUGGACCUGCUCUUAGAUCCGCUCGUCAAGGUCGAAGUCCAUUCUUCACUCAAAUGACUGUCAGAGGUGACUUACGUAGGGUGUUUAUCACGUACCCGCUUGACCUCGCAGACCGACCUCAGCACCCUCUUCAUCAACACCCCUUUAAUGCACAGUCUCGUCACAAUUACACAUCUGUACAAGUUGAUAUGAGAUGCAAUCGCGUCGUGGAUAGCAAAACCGAGACGUUUAUUGCUGAAUUUCAGAUGCCAAAAUCGAGAUUCAUGUAUGUCUGCAUGCGCUUUCAAAUUCUUGACAAAAGCUCAUCUCCAGAAGUCUUCGAACUCUUUCAAGUGACAAAAUUCACGUGCUUCUUCCAAUGGACCGAAUUUAAAAACGUCAAUGCUAUUCUUGUAAAGGAUACAAUCAAUUCUGAAAUUGUAGUGGCCAGCCUGAUGUACAGCGACGUACCAAUGCAAGCGGAUGUGCUGAACAAUGAAUAUGGCAGUUUUACACAAGCCUUCAUAGGCCUGGGUAUUUUUCGAAUGAUGUCGCAUACGAAAAAGCACUCUUCUGCUCCGUUUCCGGCGUACAUUUAUGACCUUGGACUUUACGACGCCAGCUUUCAGCCUUUGAGUGUAAAGGCCACUAGUGCACUCCUUUAUGAGGUUCAUAUCCGGGGCGCUUUCGGAAUCUGCGAUGACGAAUUAGAACAAUGUGAAAAGGGCUGCAAUGCAGAUGCCCGAAAUCGUCUAUUCUGCCGUCGUUCUUGCCCCUCAGUGCGAAAACAAUGCACAAUGGCUCACAGUGACUCAUGCGAGAUCAAUUCCUCCUAUCGCGGAUUGUGGCGCCUCAUUGAUCCUCUGCCUAACUCAAUUGGAGCGGGUGCACAAUUGCGAAACCAGUCAAAAACACGUCUGCGAAGGCUGAUAAAUAUAUCGGACAGGAUGGUCAGCUUCGCUGACGUGCUUCGGGAUGAAACAUACUACGAAUUUUCGUGCCUUCGAGAGGCUAGCGAGAUUGUACCGGACUGGUAUGUUUUAGGCGGAAGACAGCUGCAGCCAGGAUGUCAUCCGAGAGAUAUUUGCCUCGAAGUGUACCAAAAUCGUGCAAUUUUCUCCAACGAAGCACCCAACACAAACACUCUCCAGUUCAGAAUAUGUAAGUGCAUACUUAUCGUUACACCUCAUACGCUUAUAUUCCUUCUUUUAGCUUCGACACAAAGACAAGGCGUCGACAUUUCAAGUUUGUGCAUUUUCCCAGAGAACUCACACACUACCAAACAGAGGAGACCACAAAUGCUAAUUAAGCAGCCCAUGCCCCAAAAAGCCUAUGGACUUAGGCCUGGAAGAAUGUUUAAUCCAUCCAAAUGUGAGAUUUACCAGAUUCGACUUCGCGGCUCGAUACGACUUCGGGCUCAGCUGUUUGGCACUCUCAUUGCCAUUCAAUCAGAACUGAACGAAGAUCUAUACUUUGGUCAAGAAAUUCCCAACGAAAUCGACAAACAUCGUAACACCUGGAUUCAAAUCUUCAAAAAGCAGAGGGACCUUGCGUUUUUGCCUGAAAUGGUUUCAUGCUCAAUUGAGCUGUCCGAUUUUAAUCCAAGACUUGGGACAACCGGUGAAUUCGAUGGACAUCUGCGUCUGAAAUCAGGCUGUUCUGUGGAUCCCUUCUCUCGAUUUGCAAACACCGCCCACCAGUGCAUCUCAGUUCACAAUUUGGACAAGAGUUUCAAGUACACAAAGCGCUUCCUUAUGCUUAUUACCUAUUCGGAAUUUUUCCGUAGCUUCUUUUGUUGGAUAUUUCGGGAGUCUGAAGUGGACGGUAAAACGGCGUUCAAAAUCUACCUCUUCCUUACGCCACAAUGUCAAUACGACGAGAAUGCUCUGGGCGACAUAACAAUCAACAACACAUCAGCAAUCGCAAUAAUGCACGUUGCAGCUGACAAGGCGCCGUGUUUGGAUUGCGAGCAGAAUACCCAGCCGGAAGCAAUAAGACCACCGAUGUUCCAGCAAUUUCGGCACCUCGCAAACAGCAUCACAGUAGUUCGGGGCACAACAGCAGCCGCUACGGAACGAAACGCCAAACUGUCCCAUUUGAUACUAACCCUUUUGGUACAUCUCGUUUUACAGUCAGGCCUGUGA